Messenger RNA from Lachancea sp. 'fantastica', 762 nucleotides. The record is from the annotation of a GenBank genome assembly. NCBI's taxonomy places the organism in Eukaryota, Fungi, Ascomycota, Saccharomycetes, Saccharomycetales, Saccharomycetaceae.
AUGGAUUAUCAAAAUCGGGCUGGUUCGAAGAAGGGUUCCGGCGGUGUUGCAUCUGCUUCGCAAGAAAACCUGCACAGAAGAAAACAGGUCGAGGAACUGCUGAGAGAAGGAGAGGACGUACCAUACUCAUUUCAAGGUAUCAGUAAAGAGGACGAAGAGCUCAGCAAGAAGAACCCAUAUAUAUACAAGAAUUAUGCUGGCCGUCUAGUAUGCAAGCUUUGCAAUACGAUGCAUAUGUCAUGGUCCAGUGUGGAAAGACAUUUAGAGGGUAAAAAACAUGGCCUCAACUUGCUGCGAAGGGGUACAAGUUCUGCUCACAACCAGCGCAAGGAACUGUCGCAGGAAGAAAUCGAAUUUCAGCAAAAAGUUGAAGAACUGCGAGCUCAAAUCAAAGAUAACGGUCUUCUACCUGAAUACCAAGUGGCUAAAAUACAUGAUCCUGAGACCAAUGCAAAAGGUAUAGCAAUGAAGCUCAAAUAUCCCGAUCAAGGCCACGCACUCGAUGUUGACGAUCGUCCCUUCGUUAGACUCAUGUCCAGUCUAGAAAUGUCAGUGGAGCAGACUGACGACAAAAAGUUCUUAUUGGUAGCUUUCGAGCCUUUCAAAACGGUGGCAGUAGAAGUGCCAAACCGAGAUUUGCGUGCAAUCGAGUUCAAUACCUCUAAUGAACCUUUUGUGGACGACUUCAAUGCCAAAUAUACCUACUGGGACGCCAGCAAUUUAACGCUGUACAUCCAGGUCUUUUUUAGCGAUGAAGACUAG